AUGGCUCAGUAAGUUGCUUUCUAUUUUUGAAUUUUUUUUCAUAAUGUAUCUAGCGCUAGAUUGUCAGAUAAGUACUAGAAACCAAAAAGCUUUUUUUUGCUUUAAAUUCGAAAUUUCAAUUUAAAAAAAAACUUUUCCCUCGAAAUCGGAAGCCCGACGGUGUGCUGCAAAAUUUUUCUUUUUACCACAUGUCUCGUCGAUUGAAAAAAAAAAGCAUAACUGAUGCCAAUAUUUUGCGGUGCACCUUUGAACCUCCGACUUCUGAUUUACUGGGCUCUUUUAAGGAGAUGAACAAGUUUUUAUUUGUCGAUUGAUAAGCCGCGUUCAAAGCUAAUUUGACGCGCGCAGCGAGUAGGUUUUUCUGGUUCAAAAGCACGAGCUGCUUUUCGCCACGUUUCGGCUCGUGCUUUUGAACCAGAAAAACUUUUUCGUUUUUCUGUUGAUCUCCUAAGUACCCUGAAGCACCUGAAGUGAUCUUUAAAUGACUCACAAACAUCCUAGGAACUUCUGGUUUGCGGUACCAGCGUCUGUGACGAAACUUAACUGUUUUUCAAAUGAGAUGCUCAUUUUUUUCUGUUAAAAAUUUGCUACUUCGAUUUUUGCAUGGUUUAAAAACUAGUAAUUCAGAAAGCAAGUGCCGCAGGUCCCUGAGACUAUUUUGAAAAGAAGAAAGCAGAGGGCUGAAAUCCGCUCCAAGGCUCUUCAAAACAAGUCCAAACUUGCUGCUGUGAGUUCCAUUUUCUAGCCUUGUUUCCCCAUGACUUUAGACUAUUCUGUGAAUAAUGAAGUAAUUACUUACCUUAGUGUCUUCGGCUUUAGGAAGUCGGAGGCCCGUCGUAACUCUAGUGAAACCCAAGGGCUGUCGUAAUAAUUUUCCAAAUUUAUCGUUCAAAGUUAUUCCGGUUUUUGAUCUGAUCUCUUCCUCUCCAAUAAUUUCUAUAUAUUUUUCGCUCUCAGGCAUCUGUGGUUUCUUUCCGCGAGUGCUUUAAAAAGAAAAAAAAACAAAAUCUAUUUCCAGAAAAAGGAUGUUUAAUUCUUUCGCCUAGCUUCUUCUGGUUGGUCUCACAUUUUGAAGAUGUAAACAUUUUUUUUGGCCGCGAAGAAAUUACGGUAAAAAUGCAUAUUUAACGUUAUAUCGUUGUAGGACUCAUUUUUUUCUGCGUAUUCUCGGAAUAGCAAUUCUGCCUAUUUCCUGAAAUCAUUUUAAACGAAUAACGCGUCAAUUUUGAAAUCGCCGAAAUUACUUUGAACACGGCAUGACUUUGAUUCAUGACAUUUCGGAAGGAGGGGUCUCAGAAUAUGGUCUGCCCAUGUAUGAGCAUUUGUUCAUUUUUUUUUAUUCGUAGAUAGCUAUACUUUUUGAUUUUAUUUUAGAAGGUUUUCUUCAUUAAAGCCUUAAAGUUGCUAGAUUUUUCUUCUGAAAGGAGUUUUUGAAUUGAUCGUUUCAGAAAUCGAAGGAAAAGAAAGCGAACAUCUUCAAGAGAGCUGAGAAGUACGUCCAGGAAUAUAGAAACGCACAGAAAGAAGUAUUGCGUCUCAAGCGUGAUGCUGAAAAGAAUGGCGAUUUCUUUGUCCCUGAGCAGCCUAAGCUUGCUUUCGUUGUGCGUAUUCGCGGUAUCAAUCAACUUCACCCUCGCCCUCGCAAGGUUCAUAAAGUUUUCAUCAUGACAUCUGUCAGUUUUUUCUAGGCUCUGCAAAUUCUCCGCCUUCGUCAAAUCAACAAUGGCGUUUUCGUCAAAUUGAACAAAGCUACGUUGCCUUUGUUGAGAAUCGUCGAACCGUACGUUGCGUGGGGAUAUCCUAACCUGAAGUCCGUGCACGAUCUUGUUUACAAGAGAGGUUAUGCCAAGGUUGAUGGCCGACGAGUGCCCAUCACGGAUAACAACAUCAUCGAACAGUCCCUUGGUAAUUUUUUUUUUAAAUGAAAUUUCGCUUUUCAUUGCCUUUCAAUCGGAAAGAAACAUUUCUUCCGAAUCGAAAAAACAUCUCUUCCAAAAUUGUCUUUAUCCGAAACUCGUUAUUUCGCGACGAGAAAAGGAAAAAAAAAUUUUCGGGACACCUUCGAAAACUGUAGCACAGUAUUUUGAUGAGCUCGCGAUAUCGUUGAAAACAGCAACUUCGAAAAAGUAUAAGACCAAGCUUUUUAACGAGUUUCAACUGUUACAUCAAAAAGUUUUCUGGUAAAUUUUUGAAAAAUUAGUAUCAGAUGCAAUGUAAAUCUUCAAGUCUAAGGACGUGCUCAAAGUUAUUUAGGCGAUUUUAAAAUAGGCGGAGUUGGAAUGCCGGAAGAGCAUAGAAAAAUAAGUCCUACAAAUAUAUAUCGCAAUAUAUGAAUUUUUCUGUAACUUUUACACGCAAACUUUAAAUUUUGGGAAUUUUUUUUACGAAAAUUUUGAUCUCGGCAAAAAAAUCAACUUGCAUAUGUUGCGUUAUGUUCAGUACUCAUCUGAAGAAUCCCGGAAUACCAGUUCUGCCUACUUCCCGAAAUCAUUUCAAACGAAUAACGUGUCAAUUUAAAAAUCGCCAAAAUUACUUCGAACACGGCAUCAGAAACGUUAAGUCUAGUUUGAAAAAAAAAAGACAGUUUUUGACUCCAUUUAAUAAGUUUCAAAUAAGGAAUCGUUACCAUCUAUCUGAAACGUUUGCAAAAAGGAGAGUAAAAUCCUUUUUUUUUCAGGUAAACAAAACAUCAUCUGUAUCGAAGAUCUUGUUCAUGAAAUCCUCUCCGUUGGCCCACACUUCAAAGAGGCUACCAACUUCCUCUGGCCCUUCAAACUUAACAACCCCACUGGCGGAUGGACCAAGAAGACAAACCACUUCGUUGAAGGAGGAGAUUUCGGUAAUCGGGAAGACCAGAUCAACGCCCUUCUCAGACGCAUGGUCUAA
This is a messenger RNA of Caenorhabditis auriculariae, 2886 nucleotides long. Lineage: Eukaryota; Metazoa; Nematoda; Chromadorea; Rhabditida; Rhabditidae. The record is from the annotation of a GenBank genome assembly.